UCAUCAUGACUCAUCAAAAAAAAACGUAAGGCUUAUAAAAGGAGCCUCGCGCGCGCACUUCUGUUCACUGCACUUCAGGAGCAGCUCGCGCACACAGCUUUCAAACCGCACUCUAUCCUCCUACUACACGAUGGCUCCCUACACACUCACAUACUUCGCACUCAAAGGCAGAUGUGGUGCCUUGAAGAUUAUGCUGGCAGACAAAGAGCAGCAGCUGAAGGAGAACCUGGUGACCCUUGACGAGUGGGGAAAGGGUGAAAUAAAAGCCAGCUGUGUCUUUGGACAGUUGCCCAAGUUCCAGGAUGGUGACCUGGUCCUGUAUCAGUCCAACACCAUAUUAAGGCAUUUGGGUCGCAAACAUGGUGCAUAUGGAAAAAACGACACUGAGGCUUCUCUUAUUGACAUGAUGAACGAUGGAGUUGAGGAUCUGCGCCUAAAAUAUAUUAAGAUGAUCUACCAGGAAUAUGAGACUGGUAAAGAAGCAUUCAUCAAAGAUCUGUCCAACCAGCUCAAACCAUUUGAAACCGCUCUGGCCAAAAACAAAUCUGGAUUCCUAGUUGGUGAUCAGAUCUCAUUUGCGGACUACAACCUGUUCGACCUUCUGCUGAAUUUUAAAGUCCUUUGCUCCACCUCUCUGGACUCCUUCCCAGAGCUCAAGAGCUAUGUGGAUAAGAUCGCUGCGCGGCCCAAAGUCAAAGCCCUGCUGGAGUGUGACGACUUCAAGAAACUUCCCAUCAAUGGCAACGGCAAACAGUAGUACUUCAGCCCUAGAGAACACUUUUCAAGCAAUGGCACUUGCUGUUAAAAGGCCUUAACGGGUGCUCUGUGAUUAGAAAAAUAUCCCACGUCUUUAUAUGAGUAUGUAUUUUGUAUGUUUAACUGUUUUUGAUAGUUUUUACUAACAGAAACCAAUGUAUCUAUUAUUAUUAAUAAAAUUAUUAUUAUAAAUAAUAAUAAAAAAAAUAAACAUCCAGAA
This is a messenger RNA of Ctenopharyngodon idella (grass carp), 976 nucleotides long. RefSeq names its product glutathione S-transferase P. The coding region runs from base 131 to 757 and encodes 208 amino acids. Lineage: Eukaryota; Metazoa; Chordata; Actinopteri; Cypriniformes; Xenocyprididae. Gene Ontology annotation, cellular component: cytosol. Gene Ontology annotation, biological process: glutathione metabolic process. Gene Ontology annotation, molecular function: glutathione transferase activity. The record is from RefSeq and is a predicted model, not a curated record. The transcript has 7 exons.